GUUAUUACCUGGACUGGGUCUGUGUGGAUGUGAAUGUAUAUUUUGGUCUUUGGUAAACAUAAAAAAUUUGAAAAUUUAAAAAUUGAUUCUUUUUUGAGAAUAUCAAACAUCAAAGACGUGUUGAGCUGUUACCAUCUCUUUUUCUAAAUCUCUCUGUACGCCACUCUCCCUCUCUCUCUCCCCUAUAACUUCUUCUCCUUCUUAAUACGUUCUCAUAUUGCAAGCUGGAAUCGAAUGUGAGCUUUUUUGGACUCAUCUCACUGCUCAUAGCUCGCUUUCUCUCUUUCUUACCUAUCUCACAUUUUUCAGUUUUUAUUUAUUUAUCAAGAAUAGAUCUCUCUUUUAUAAGUUGUGUCCCGUCCCCUUGUUGCCAUGAUUUAGAGACGCUUCGCUUUCUUGCUUCUGCUUCGUCUUCCACGCGUCUUUCUUUCCCAUCCAUUUUAUCUGUUUUUCUCUGACAAUGUUAUCAAAGUUAUAGCCUUUUCAGCCCUCGAGAGAAAGAAGGGGAGAACAAAAAGAAAAAAAGAAAAAGAAAAAACAAUUAAGAGGAAACAGUUUUUGGGCUAAUAUUGAUUGCUUAUUUUGUUCUGUUCCGUUCCUUCUUUUGUUUGUGUGUCUGGUUUAUUUUUAUAGAUCAGACCCAAAACAGAAAAAUUAACGACAAUGGCACCCUCGUUCGAUUGGUGGGCUAAGGAGGGCCAUAGAGGCACACCCGUCGUGGUCAAAAUGGAGAACCCCAACUGGUCAAUGGUCGAGCUAGAGGGUCCAUCCGAGGAAGAUUUCAUCAUCGGCGCCAACUCCCCGGCGCGUACAAGGGAUAAGUCUCGCAACAAGAACGCCAAGCAGCUAACAUGGGUUCUUCUCCUCAAAGCCCACAAGGCUGCCGGUUGUUUAACCUCCAUUGCCUCCGCAAUGGUCUCCCUGGGCUCGUCCAUCAAGCGUCGUCUCCGCUCUGGCCGCACCGACACCGACACAGAAGGUGACGCCGAUAUCGACCGGGUAAAUGAGGACCCAACUGUCAGAACGCGGUUCUACUCCUGUAUCAAGGUGUUUUUAUGGCUAUCAGUUUUACUUCUAGGGUUCGAGAUGGCUGCCUAUUUCAAGGGCUGGCAUUUUGGUGCUCCACAUCUCCAAUUGCAGUACUUAUUAGCCACGCCGUUUGGGUUUAAAGACAUUUUCGAUUCGUUGUAUUCUCGGUGGGUUUUGAUUCGCGUGGAGUAUCUCGCUCCUCCAUUGCAAUUCCUCGCCAAUGUAUGUAUUGUGCUCUUCCUUAUCCAGAGUUUGGAUAGGCUUAUUCUCUGCUUGGGUUGUUUCUGGAUCCGAUUUAAGAAGAUAAAACCCAUUCCCAAACAAGACGCAGUUGCUGAUCUUGAGUCCGGUGAAAAUGGCUUCUUCCCUAUGGUUCUUGUCCAAAUCCCCAUGUGCAAUGAGAAAGAGGUUUAUCAACAAUCAAUUGCUGCUGUGUGUAAUUUGGAUUGGCCUAAAUCAAAAAUUUUGAUUCAAGUUCUUGAUGAUUCUGAUGAUCCAAUCACACAAUUGUUGAUUAAAGAAGAGGUGAACAAAUGGCAACAAGAGGGUUCCCACAUUGUGUAUAGGCAUCGUGAAAUUAGAGAAGGCUAUAAAGCUGGUAAUCUGAAGUCUGCAAUGAGUUGCAGCUAUGUUAAAGAUUAUGAAUUUGUUGCUAUUUUUGAUGCCGAUUUCCAGCCCACACCUGACUUUCUUAAAAGAACAGUCCCUCACUUCAAGGAUGAUGAAGAGUUAGGACUGGUUCAAGCACGAUGGUCAUUUGUAAACAAGGAUGAGAACUUGUUAACAAGGUUGCAGAAUAUUAACUUAGCAUUCCAUUUCGAAGUAGAGCAGCAGGUAAAUGGUGUUUUCCUUAAUUUCUUUGGGUUCAAUGGGACUGCCGGUAUAUGGAGGAUAAAGGCUUUAGAUGAUGCUGGUGGGUGGUUAGAGAGAACUACUGUUGAGGACAUGGAUAUCGCUGUCCGUGCUCAUCUUCACGGCUGGAAAUUUAUCUUCCUGAAUGAUGUUGAGUGCCAGUGUGAAUUGCCUGAAUCAUAUGAAGCAUAUAGAAAGCAACAACACAGAUGGCAUUCUGGACCCAUGCAGUUGUUUAGACUCUGUUUACCUGCUAUCAUAAGAUCAAAGAUUGGCAUAUGGAAGAAAUUCAAUUUGAUCUUUCUCUUCUUUCUGCUAAGAAAACUGAUCCUGCCCUUUUAUUCUUUCACCCUAUUUUGCAUAAUUUUGCCCAUGACAAUGUUUGUACCAGAGGCAGAGCUUCCAGCAUGGGUUGUGUGUUAUAUUCCAGCCACAAUGUCAUUUCUCAAUAUCCUCCCUGCACCAAAAUCCUUCCCCUUCAUUGUCCCGUAUCUUCUAUUUGAGAACACUAUGUCAGUGACUAAGUUCAAUGCCAUGAUCUCUGGUCUAUUCCAGCUUGGAAGUGCCUAUGAAUGGGUUGUCACUAAGAAGUCUGGUCGCUCUUCUGAGGGUGAUCUUGUAUCCUUAGCUCAAAAAGAAACAAAGCAUCAAAAUGGGGCGUCAGUGCUAAAUCUUGGAGAUAUGAAAGAGGAACUUCAACAGAAGGAACAAAAUACUCAAAAGAAGAAGCAUAAUAGAAUAUAUACAAAGGAACUCGCAUUGGCUUUUCUUCUUUUAACAGCUUCAGCGAGGAGUCUCCUGUCUGCACAGGGGAUCCAUUUCUACUUUUUGCUGUUUCAAGGAGUAUCAUUCCUGCUGGUUGGUCUUGAUUUGAUAGGGGAGCAGGUCGAGUGAAUCGAAAAUUAGAUGGAUUACAGGGGGUUAUAAGGCAGCUGUAGAUGCACAGGCGAAAUGGAUGCACACAGAAUAUCAAUGAAGAAGAACCGACACUGGGAGAUCAUUACCGCUGGCUGAGAAACGCUUCAUUUUUUUUUUCUAGCCUUCACCCUUCAGAACCCCAAUACGAGAAAACAUUUUAAAAAAUUGGACAGAAGAAUGACUUGCAGUUGGGAGACACCGAAAAUUACAUAAUAUCAAUGCUCUUGAUUAUAUGUAAGGUUUCCUUCUUCUUUUUUUGUUUUUUCAUUCUUUUGUUUUUGCUUCAAUUCUUUUGUAAGAAAAAUUUGUCGUUAAAACAUCAAACAAUUACUUACAUUUUUAAGGAGAGAUAGCAGAACUCCACAUGAGAUGCCUUUUUUUUUUCUUUUUACUCUAAUCAAUUCCGAACAUGUGCAUUCAAAUUGUAGUUAAUUUUACUGUAAUUAUCAAGAGAAGAAAUUGAAUCGCAGUUCAGGUUUUGCUUUUCCAGAAA
Jatropha curcas is the source of this 3292-nucleotide messenger RNA. RefSeq names its product Cellulose-synthase-like C12 (gene CSLC12). The record is from RefSeq and is a predicted model, not a curated record. Gene Ontology annotation, cellular component: Golgi apparatus. Gene Ontology annotation, molecular function: glycosyltransferase activity. Lineage: Eukaryota; Viridiplantae; Streptophyta; Magnoliopsida; Malpighiales; Euphorbiaceae.